Messenger RNA from Naegleria lovaniensis, 525 nucleotides. RefSeq lists its product as uncharacterized. Lineage: Eukaryota; Heterolobosea; Eutetramitea; Acrasida; Naegleriidae. Gene Ontology annotation, cellular component: mitochondrion. The record is from RefSeq and is a predicted model, not a curated record. The transcript has a single exon. The coding region runs from base 1 to 525 and encodes 174 amino acids.
AUGCAUUCGCGUUCUUCAUCACUGUAUCAUCACGGAAAGAAAUUAUUGCUUUCCUCAUCAUCAUUGCCAUCAUCAUCAUUAAAUGUGAUACUGGGAAGCAACAUUGCUCAUUCUAGAAACUCCAUUUCAACUAUUAAACAAAAUGAAUAUAAAUUACUAGUGUUGAAUAAUUACCAAAAUACUUGUGCUCGUUUUUAUGCCGAUGAAGCAGCAGAAGAGGAAGAAGAAGACGAAGAAACAAAACUCAGAAGAAAACUUGAAAGUCUUCCAAAACCAAAAAUUGACCCACUUUUAAUUCCCCGAAGAAGAAGAGGAAUAACUUUGGAAUCGUUUUUGAAGAAUAUCGGCAAGGGAUGUGAGGAACAUAUUGACAAAUUCAAAUCAUGGGAAGACUUGUUUACAUCCAAAACUCUUAAAUUGAAGGCCAAGGAAAUUCCGGUUGCCCAACGUCGUUGGAUUUUGAAAUGGUUGGAAAGAUACAGAAAGGGAGAAGUUCCAGGAUUCCCACAAACCUAUUUGAAGUAA